Ustilaginoidea virens is the source of this 267-nucleotide messenger RNA. RefSeq lists its product as uncharacterized. The record is from RefSeq and is a predicted model, not a curated record. NCBI's taxonomy places the organism in Eukaryota, Fungi, Ascomycota, Sordariomycetes, Hypocreales, Clavicipitaceae. The transcript has a single exon. The coding region runs from base 1 to 267 and encodes 88 amino acids.
AUGCGCUUUGCUUCAAGACAGGUCACAGGUCUCGUCACUGCACGCUACCUGUCAUGUCAGAUCCUUCUGCAUAAGCGAUUUUGUGCGUCAAGGCUGUUCUGCAUCAAGGCUGUUCUGCAUCAAGGCUGUUCUGCAUCAAGGCUGUUCUGCAUCAAGGCUGUUCUGCAUCAAAGGCUGUUCUACAUCGAGGCUGUUCUGCGUCGAGGCUGUUCUGCGUCGAGGCUGUUCUGCGUCAGGGCUGUUGGCGCUCCCGAGGCUAUCUUCUGA